AUGGCAGUGAACCAGAGCCACACCGAGAACCGCCGCGGGGCUGUCAUCCCUUUUGGUGAAAGUGUUUUGAAGCAGUGUCAGGAUGUGGACCUCUCCUUCCUACAGCAGCCCGCAGGAUCUGACCUCUUUAGGGGUACAAAGAAGGGAGCGCUGUUUCUCACUUCAUACCGGGUGAUCUUCGUGACUUCACACUCAAUCGACGACCCCAUGUUUUCUUUCAUGAUGCCAUUUGAUCUGAUGAGUAACUGCACCAUUGAACAACCCGUCUUUGCCCCCAACUACAUUAAAGGAACCGUUCAGGCAGCUCCAGAUGGUGGCUGGGAAGGACAGGCUGUUUUUAAAUUAUCCUUCAGAAAAGGAGGUGCCAUUGAAUUUGCCCAGCUAAUGAUGAAAGCUGCCUCUGCUGCUGCCAGAGGAAUUCCACUCGGAAGUGUGAAUUACUGGUACGGCACUUCGGGACUGUUUGUAAUCACUACACCCGGGGGCAUGACUGUCCAUAUAUGUCUGUUAGAUCCACAGAAUAUAGAGCCCCACCUCCAGGAUACGGAGCCCCACCUCCAGGAUACGGAGCCCCACCUCCAGGAUACGGAGCCCCACCUGAAAGACUCGAAGCCCCACCAGCAGGAUAUGGAGCCCCAUCUGCGGGAUAUGAAGCCCCACCUGCGAGAUAUGACGCCCUGCCUCCAGGAUAUGGAGCCCCACCUGAAAGACACGAAGCCCCACCAGCAGGAUAUGGAGCCCCAUCUGCAGGAUAUGAAGCCCCACCUGCAAGAUAUGAUGCCCUGCCUCCAGGAUAUGGAGCCUCACCUGAAAGAUAUGAAGCCCCACCAGCAGGAUAUGGAGCCCCCUCUGCAGGAUAUGGACCCACAACAGCUGGAAAUGAAGCCCCACCUCUAGCAUAUGAAGCCCCAUCUGCUGGAAAUAGAGCUGCCUCUCACACAUCUGUGGCAGCCCAGCCGGAGGCUUCUCUUCCCUCUACCUCAUCUUCUCAGGCCCAUUUACCACCUUCUAAGAAGUAAACCUAGAAGAUUCACCGGAGGGCAAAGGGUACCCUAAAACUGAAGUCACGAUAAGGAGGAGGACUCAGGUGCAGGCAGUAGGAGGCGUUUCCUGCGCAUGGAGUGACCUGACGCUCCCCACACAUCUGUGAGGUCCUGCGCCUCAAAACACAGAUGAAUGUGAGAAGACUGCUGUCCCCAAGGAAGGAAAAUGCCUGACAGAUGCGAGCCAACCAGAGCAAGAGAGAGAUCCGAACCAGCACAUAAAACAGCUUGGGGAUGAAGACCGAUUUCUGGGUUCUCAUUAGAAAACAGGCCUGGGCCUGUGUCUCAAGGAGAAAAGAGAAGUCCUUGCAACCUAAGAGGCUAGGGUUACCCUGGUUUUACACCCUUGAUUAAAGCCUGCUUGCUGUUUGUUGCGUACCUCUGCUGUGGCCUGGGUCUCUGUGUCUGAGGGCAUCUGUGAUAUGCAUUUCCUGGGGCUGGUCCUUGGGGACCUCCCAGGAGGGCAGCUGGGAUGUGCCUGGGCCUCAGCUUCAGUCUGGGCCCUGCACUUGUCCUGCUUCAGCUGUUCAUCAUCCGCUUUCAAGAGAGAUGGAUCUCCUCAGUGCUGAAAUCUCCCUUGAUGGAGCACUUGCCUAAGGCAGGGAAGCCUAGUCCCUGGCUUUCCAUGGAGAGGUGGGCCAGGAUCAAUUGAUGUGAGCACUUGUGGGCUGACCACUUGUUCAUCGUACUGCCCGGUACUGUGCUCCGGGCUUCUGAAGGAUCAAUUCAGGUGAAGAACCUACUGUGGCUGCUCUGUGCCAGCUAGCCCUGUGCUCUGAGCAGUCUGACAUGGCCUGAUCGCGAGGAUCCGGUACCCCGUUCCUAGAAUAUAGGAUGGGGGCAGGUAGGUACCGCACCCUCUGUGGAGUCCCCCUGGGCAGGUUGCGCCUCCUCCUGUCGGUGUGCGCUGACGGUCCUACUGUCCCUGUGCCUCACGUCUCUGAUGUGGCCUAGGCAGACCCAGUGUGAGAACUACUUUAGAAAUGUUUCUGUUCAAGCUUUUGGGUUUCUUCCUUGGGCCCAGUUCUGUGGGCCUUCGGCUUUUACCUCGUGAUCAGUAAGAGAGACACUUCUGUUUCCUGAGGUGGAGAAAGAGGUCUGCACGGGGUCUAGAGGAGGCGUUCUGGCCAACCUCAGUGGGUUCUGCCGGCUUCCUGGAGAAGGGGAUGCCUGUGUUGUUUGGAUGCCCC
This is a messenger RNA of Phacochoerus africanus (Common warthog), 2233 nucleotides long. It is a transcript of the gene WBP2NL, whose product is annotated as WBP2 N-terminal like. Gene Ontology annotation, cellular component: nucleus. Gene Ontology annotation, biological process: positive regulation of DNA-templated transcription. The record is from RefSeq and is a predicted model, not a curated record. Bases 1 to 897 code for a protein of 298 amino acids. The transcript is spliced from 9 exons. Gene Ontology annotation, molecular function: chromatin DNA binding; transcription coactivator activity. Lineage: Eukaryota; Metazoa; Chordata; Mammalia; Artiodactyla; Suidae.